UGCGCAUGCCUCAGCUUCCGCGCAUGCGUACCAGAGAGGGCGAGAGAGGUUGUUUUUGGAAGAAUUGACGCUAAAUUGAUUGAAUUUUGUCCGUUUGUUCGUCAUGAUUCCGACUGAGGACGCGUCGGCUAGGAAGAGGGAGAUAGAGGACAAGCUGAAGCAGGAACAGGAGACGCUGUCGUUUAUUCGUGAGAAUUUGGAAAAGAGUGAUCAGCUCACUAAAGGAAUGGUGUCCAUCCUGUCGUCCUUCGAGAGUCGGCUCAUGGCUCUGGAGAACUCCAUCAUCCCAGUUCACAAGCAGACGGAGAACUUGCAGCGCCUUCAGGAGAACGUGGACAAGACGCUCUUCUGCCUCGACCACGUCAUCAGCUACUAUCAUGUCGCCAAAGAUACAGACAAAAUCAUCAAGGAGGGACCCACUGGGAGGUUGAACGAGUAUCUCGCCUGCAUCGCCAAGAUCCAGAAAGCUGUGGAAUAUUUUCAGGAUAACAACCCUGACAGUCCUGAACUCAACACUGUGAAAGUGCGGUUUGAGAAAGGUAAAGAGCAGCUGGAGGCGGAGUUUCGUGCCCUGCUGACCCGCUACAGUAAGGCUGUCCCACCCAUUCUGAUCUUGGAUGCGAUUGGUGGGGACGAGGAGCUGGAGGGCGAGGUCACGCUGGAGCAUCUUCCCGAAGCCGUGCUGCAGGAUGUCAUUUGCAUCGCUGGGUGGCUGGUGGAGUACGGACGGAACCAGGACUUCAUGAACGUUUAUUUCCAGAUCCGUUCCAGUCAGCUGGAUCGCUCCAUUAAAGGUCUGAAGGAACAUUUCCGUAAGAACAGCGCCUCCUCUGCGCUGCUUUACUCCCCGGCGGUGCAGACCAAACGCAAGGACACGCCCACCAAAAAGGUUCCUAAGCGACCAGUUUACAUCCCAGGGACGAUCCGUAAAGCUCAGAACCUGCUGAAACAGUACUCUCAGCAUGGCCUGGAUGGGAAAAAGGCCUCAAACCUCACUCCUCUAGAAGGUUACGAUCACGAGCCGCGCGGGGUUAAGCACCUGUCGGAUGCACUGAGUGACAAGCACGGGGCUUCAGCAGGGAAGGAUGAUGUAAUGGACGUGGAGAUCGACUCGUAUAUCCACUGCAUCAGUGCGUUUGUGAAGCUGGCUCAGAGCGAGUACACUUUACUGACUGAGGUCAUUCCUGAACAUCACCAGAAGAAAACCUUUGACUCUCUCAUACAGGAGGCAUUAGAUAACCUGAUGCUGGAUGGUGACAACAUCGUCACAGCUGCACGCAGAGCCAUCAUGAGGCAUGAUUACUCAGCAGUGCUCACCAUCUUCCCCAUUCUCCGCCACCUCAAACACACCAAACCUGACUUCGACACCACACUUCAGGGGACCGCGGCGAGCACUAAGAACAAGCUGCCGACUCUGAUCACCUCCAUGGAGACGACAGGAGCCAAAGCUCUGGAGGAGUUCGCCGACAGCAUCAAGAACGAUCCAGAUAAAGAGUAUAACAUGCCUAAAGAUGGGACUGUACAUGAGCUUACCAGUAAUGCCAUUCUCUUCCUGCAGCAGUUGUUAGAUUUCCAGGAGACGGCUGGAGCGAUGUUGGCCUCUCAGGUCCUCGGGGACACUUACAAUAUUCCUUUAGACCCCCGAGAAACAAGCUCAUCAGCCAGCAGCUACAGCUCUGAGUUCAGCCGCAGACUCCUCAGCACCUACAUCUGUAAAGUGCUAGGAAACCUGCAGCUGAAUCUUCUGAGUAAAUCCAAGGUGUAUGAGGAUCAGGCUCUGAGCGCCAUUUUCCUCCACAACAAUUACAACUACAUCCUCAAAUCUCUGGAGAAGUCAGAGCUGAUCCAGUUGGUGGCUGUGACCCAGAAGAAGGCAGAGAGUUCCUACAGAGAAUUGAUCCAACAGCAGAUUCAGACAUAUCAGAGAAGUUGGAUGAAGGUGACAGACCACCUCACUGACAGGAACAUGCCAGCACUACUACCUGGAGUCAAGUUGAAAGACAAAGAGCGUCAGGCGAUCAAAGAUAAAUUCAAGGGUUUUAAUGACGGUCUGGAGGAGCUGUGUAAGAUACAGAAGGUGUGGGCGAUUCCUGAUAAAGAGCAGCGUGAUGCGAUUAGACAUGCCCAGAAACAGCUCAUCUCUGAUGCAUACAGUUUCUUCCUACGCAGGUGUGCAAACAUUUCAUUCACAAAGAACCCAGAGAAGUACUACAAAUACACACCAGAGGAUGUGGAGGACAUGAUCGAAAAGCUGUUUGACACCUCCGCCUAAACCCCACCCACUACACGCCCGCCAGUUGUAGCCAAAUCCCCACUUCCUGUUUCCUGCUGCACUACAAUGCUUCCUGUUUCUGAAUUAAAUCUGUAAAUACGCACAGUUUGAUGUUGAAUAAAGAAUUUCACUGUACAACUAU
This is a messenger RNA of Tachysurus fulvidraco (yellow catfish), 2414 nucleotides long. It is a transcript of the gene exoc7, whose product is annotated as exocyst complex component 7. The transcript has 22 exons. Gene Ontology annotation, cellular component: exocyst. Gene Ontology annotation, biological process: exocytosis. Gene Ontology annotation, molecular function: phosphatidylinositol-4,5-bisphosphate binding. The record is from RefSeq and is a predicted model, not a curated record. Bases 104 to 2272 code for a protein of 722 amino acids. NCBI's taxonomy places the organism in Eukaryota, Metazoa, Chordata, Actinopteri, Siluriformes, Bagridae.